AGCCGAGCCGAGGCCAUGGCAGAGGGCAGGGGCAGCGGCGCCGGGCUCUUCGCCAGGCAGGUCCAGAAGCGCUUCAGCCGCGCGCAGGAGAAGGUUUUGCAGAAACUGGGCAAAACGGUGGAAACCAAGGACGAGCAAUUUGAGCAGAGCGCCUACAACUUCCAGCUGCAGCAGAACGAAGGCCAUAAACUGUACAAGGACCUCAAGGCUUUCCUUGGUGCUGUGAAGGUGAUGCACGACAGCUCCCGGCGAGUGGCCGACACACUGCAGGAGAUCUACAGCCCCGACUGGGACGGCCACGAGGAGCUCAAAGCCAUCGCAGAUAGCAACAACCUCCUGUGGGAUGACUACGAGGCGAAGCUGGCCGACCAAGCCCUGCGCUUGAUGGAGAAUUACCUGGCUCAGUUCGGGGACUUCAAGGAGCGCAUCGCCAAGCGCGGCCGCAAGCUGGUGGAUUACGACAGCGCCCGGCACCACCUGGAGGCUCUGCAGGGAGCCAAGAAAAAGGACGAGGCGAAAAUAGCCAAGGCUGAGGAAGAGUUCAAUAAAGCCCAGGCUGUGUUUGAGGACCUCAACCGGGACCUUCGGGAGGAGCUGCCCGUUCUCUAUGGCAGCCGCAUCGCCUGUUAUGUGACCAUCUUCCAGAACAUCUCCAACCUCCGCGAUGUCUUCUACAAGGAGAUGAGCAAGCUCAACCGCGACCUCUACGAGGUGAUGGGCAAACUGGACAAGCAGCACUCCAGCAAAGUCUUCAUCAUCAAAGGUGUCCCCAGCAGCCGCCGCUCUCUGGUCAUCUCGUCCCCAGUGAGCCCCCCGGCCGUGUUCCCCUGCCCGGGGAAGGCACCGGACUGGGGGCCCACGGUGGAAGCAGAGGCGACGGCGACGUCCCCCGGUGCAGGCAGCGGGGCCCCCGAUGCCGUCUCCAAUGGGGAGCCGGGCAGCGCUGUCCCCAGCCCACCCCCGGCAUCACCCGCCAGCGGGGGGUCCCUCUCAGAGACAGCAUCAACCUCCAGCCAGGAGACCCCGGAGCCCGGUCCCAGCCCUGAGGCUCCAUCCCAAGAGCUGGGGACAUCGGGGGCAGCCGCGGAGCCGGGGAGGGCCGAGGGCAUCGCCACCUCCCUGGCAUCGCUGAUCCUAUCCGAGGCCAUUGCCCAGGCUGCCGGCACCGCGCCGCCAGCGCCGGGAAGCGAAGCCCAGGCAUGGGAGGACCCCCCCCAGCCGGGCCCCCAUGGCACGGCCACCACCGUGCGGGGUCGGGCUUGCCCCAUGGAGCCGCUGUCCCCAGUGCACGCUCCCUGCCGUGGGCAGGGUCCCGAUGCGUGCCCAUGGCUGGGGGGUGAGCAGGGGCCGUGCCGGCUCGGCAGUGACUCCGAGGAGAGCGUGGAGGUGAUGGACAUGGAGCCAAAGGUGGCCAGGACCCAGAUGGGGCUGGAUCCGGCAGCGAGCGGCUGCAGUGAGGACCCCGGAUCCUCCUCUGGCUCCACAACCGAGCAGCGAGGCUGUCCCGGGAUGCAGGAGCAGGAUGAGAGGAGCCAGGACCCACCACCAGCAACGAGCCCCCCCCCGGACCCCAGCGAGACCCUCACCUCGCUCUGAGCCCGGAACCGGUGCCUCCGGGUGCCACCAGCGGAUAACGCUGCUCCACCAUAACCGUGAUGUGCUCCCACCCCCAUCCCGGCUGGAAUAAAGGCAGGAAAGGCGGUGACAGGA
Molecule: messenger RNA, 1710 nt
Organism: Neopsephotus bourkii (Bourke's parrot)
Lineage: Eukaryota; Metazoa; Chordata; Aves; Psittaciformes; Psittacidae
Gene: BIN2
Product: bridging integrator 2
Exons: 12
Coding region: 16-1596 (526 amino acids)
Biological process (GO): podosome assembly; phagocytosis, engulfment; plasma membrane tubulation
Cellular component (GO): podosome; phagocytic cup; cytoplasm
Molecular function (GO): protein binding; phospholipid binding
Source: RefSeq, a predicted model, not a curated record